AUGCCUGCCAAAAAGGGCGGCUACCCAUCAUUGGAGAAAUUUCCAUACUUUUGGUGUAACUCAUCAGGGCAAGAGGUUUGGAGGACGAGAUUCCCAUUCAAUGCUACAGAGCACUGCCAAGGGCAUGACACAUUCAACAUGCCAGCAGUGGCACAUGCCCGAGUGGAACAACGCGGAGAAGAUGGAGCAGUGUCAAAGAGCACUAAGCAAAGCGUUUUUGCAUUCAAUACAAGCAGCGAAGAGAGCAAGAAAUGGUUCAGCUGGUUUGAGCUUCCCAUUGAGUGUGGGUGUAACAAGUUUGGUACCACAGACACCGCCAAGGGGGCUGUGGAAAAGAAGUCAGUCCUGGCCAUUGGAUCUGGUUGCCCUGGCCAAGCCAUGGAAACUAGUCAUCAGUGCCACCAACUGUCAACAAAGCAGCAAGAAGAGGUUGGUUCGGUUUGCAUUGAAAUUGCAGGCUCCCCACCAAUUUUGGAAGUGACAUACAAGGCAUCCAACAACUAUGCUUUCACAAGAACUGACUUCUGGUUUGACUCCAGCAUUACGACGCUGCCUUUGAAAAGUGAUGGUGCUCCUGAUGUGGACGACUUUGGCUUCUUUUGGCGCAAUUCAUCUGGUGAAAGCGUAUGGUCGACCAGAGUUCCUAUGUAUUACUACUUUGGCUGCUCUACGACUGAGGACGUCCACAUGUCAAUGGUUGCACAUGCUGGUGUUGCCCGCCGCUUUGACAACGGAACGUUGGAUUUUGGAUCGGGUGACACAGCUUUUGCAUAUGGUCUGGAAGGGCAGGACACCACAAUGAUAGAUGCUGCAUUCGACUUCACAUUGCAGUGUCAAUGUGCUCGAGAAAAAUCUGCGGAAGAGCUUUCAGCGCCGCUUUCAUCUCUACAAUUGCCUGCAUCUAUGGGUGGGCUGAACGUUGGCUCGACCACAUGCCCAAACAGGAUAGCAUGGGCAGAUAAACAAUGCUUUAAUGUGACAGGAACUGACGAGACCUCAACAGGCAAGGUUUGUGCUCAAGUUGUUGGGAACCCUCCUACCAUUAUGGUCACAAGAGACGUGUCUGGCGACUGGGUUCUCCUCAAGAGCAAGUUCUGGUAUGGAACGAGUGCCGCAGAUGUUCCGAAGAGGAAGAGUGGAAGGCCAGACAUCGAGAAGUUUCCAUACUUCUGGGGAAAUUCCUCGGGAGAAGAAUUCUGGACCGGUUCGGCAAUUCUGGAAAACUCCUUCGAUUGCCGUGACGCAAGUGAGUAUGCUAUUGACUUGGUUGCUCAUUCGACCUACAUGAAGAAAUUUGAAAAUGGCACCUUGAUUCAUGGGUCCAAAGAGGCAUCCUUUGCCUACGACCACAGCAGUGACUCGCACCACAAUGACGACUUUGGAUGGAUUCCACUCAAGAUUGGCUGCAAGUGCACAACUCAAACCCCCAAGCUUGCUUCAACAGUACUUCCAUGGAUGUAUUCUGCGCCGUCUCGGUCCAAGGAACCCUACUCUGCUACCAAACCACAGCCAUACUGUAUUGACGGCGAUAACGGGUCCGGCCGUGAAUGCCACAACAUGAUGGUUGGCGACUCUGCAACGGCUGGUUCCUUGUGUGUCGAGGCUGUUGAUGAUUCAGAGUAUUUUGAAUUCACAUUCCAAAGCACUGACGAAUGGACUUUACUCACGACCGAGUUAUGGCUCGGGGACAGCAUCGAGGAUGUUCCAACUUCGGAGACGGAAGAUGUCAACAACAACCAAUUCCCUUACUUCUUCCGCAAUUCGACGGGUCAACAUACCUGGAAGACAAAGAUAGCCUUGAACGUUUCCUUUGACUGUUCGAUGAUUGACGAAUUCAAAAUGGCAAUUGUGGCUUCGUCUACAUUUGGAAAAGUUGCCCAAGAUGGUUCCCUCAUCGAUGAUACGGAAGUCGUGGCCUUUGUCGAAGAUCGUCCUGACAGUCACAUGUUCGGAUGGUUUGGCUUGGGCCUACGCUGCAACUGUGGCGGAACGCUGGAGUCUUUGGUGAGUUCUGCCAAGGCGAUGCUUGCUGGAGAUGACGGAGACAAGUCCUGCGUAUCAACAUCUAUUUUCAUCGACGAGGACUUUGAAGACGAAGGUUCCGAGGACGCAUGGGACAACGGAGUCAUUACCAAAGGUUCCGACUUUACGUACUUUUUGGGUCGCCUUGGUGGCGACUACGUGCCUGAGGUCUCUCGUUCAUUCUCUGUUCCCACAUCGAAAGAUGGUCAAACCAAAGCAGACAGCAUUUCUCUGGAAUUUGUCUUGUACAUUAUUGACGAGUGGAAGGAGAGCGAUGCCGUUCGAUUGACCAUAGGAUCUGACGAGGUCAACCUUGGGCCGUUCGCUAACUACGCCAACACGGAGCUGGCCGGUUCCGUAGCUGGUAUCUCAUGGCGCCGCACGGUGAUAUCUCAUGGCCAGAACCUUGGGUUCGGAGAAGCCAUGGAUGAGAAGCAUCUUGUCCAAAUCGCUGUGCCUGCUGACCACUUUGAUGAUGACUAUUCCUUGUUCUUUGGCGUCAAGGUAGCCCUGGGCGAAGACGCUGAAAACAGCGCUGGCAUUGAUGACCUCAUGAUCGAGGCACACUACGCGUGUCCCACGGACGACGAGCAUCGCGAUCUUAAGGCUGACCUUGACCGGCAAGAUCAGAAGGAUGUUGCCUCUAGCGUUGUGAAUGCUACAGUCUCUGACAGCACCAAUCUCGGCACCCUGACUCCACCAAUCUCCGACACGGUUGCCAUUCCCGAUAUUGCCACUCUGAGCAACACGAGUGCAGGCAACAUGGCUGUACCCAGCCCUGCUCCGAGCUCGCAAAGAAACAGUGAAAAGAAUGAAGGCGAAAGCCUGUAUUGCUUGGCUGAGGAUUUCCCCUGCGGUUCGAAUGCCGACGACGUGUACGUCUGCCAUUAUUCUCGAAUGCGAGGGCAUCAGACACUUUGCAUCCCAGAGGAGGAAUCCCACAUUCUACGUUAUUACCCUCAAGAUUACUGCGGGCCUUGUGUUGGCAGCUUUGCGGAAAGUCCGCGCAAUAUUGCAACCAGACCGCCUCUUGUCGCCUCUGAUGAAAACAUGGUUGAUGUCGAAGAAGGUCGUUCGAACUUCCAACCACGACACUCGGCGGACAACUUCAAUGCUGAAGAAGAAGACUCAUCCAAGAAAACAGAGACCCCGAACGAUGGCGGCAUGAACAUCUUCACCAAAAUGCUGAUUGCUGCAGGCUUUAUUGCCUGUGUCAUGUACCUGAAUGUUCAGGUCUUUGCUCCUCGGCGGUCAUCCUCCAUGCACACUUUACGACGACGACACCUGCACGUGGACGGCGGAGUGAUGCGAAGUGAAUCUUCAUCCACGGAUCUCGAUGCCUUCCGAAUAUAA
This is a messenger RNA of Seminavis robusta, 3375 nucleotides long. The record is from the annotation of a GenBank genome assembly. NCBI's taxonomy places the organism in Eukaryota, Bacillariophyta, Bacillariophyceae, Naviculales, Naviculaceae.